AUGGGGAAAAGGAAGGAGCGAAAGGAUAUCCAAAAAACCCUAAUUUCAGGAGAAGAAAUUAGUGAAGAUGAAAGAUCAAUUGCAGACCAGCAAGACGAGGGAGGGGAAGAGGAAGAAGAAGACAAAGAAGGUUCAAGAUUCUUCGCGUGCUAUCUGCUUACAUCACUCUGCCCCCGUUUCAAAGGCCACACGUACAUCGGAUACACGGUGAAUCCGCGGCGCAGAAUAAGGCAGCACAAUGGUGAAAUGAGGAGUGGCGCAUGGACGACCAAGAAGAAGCGUCCCUGGGAAAUGGUUUUUUGCAUCUAUGGCUUCCCUACUAACGUCGCUGCUCUUCAGUUUGAGUGGGCAUGGCAACACCCAGUACAAUCUCUAGCAGUUAGAAUGGUGGCUACGACUUUUAAAUCCCUUUCUGGAAUUGCCAAUAAAAUUAAAUUGGCAUACACUAUGCUUACACUUCCUGCCUGGAAUAGCUUGAACCUCACUGUAAAUUUCUUCUCAACAAAAUACAAAAUGUAUACUGCUGGUUGUCCAAACUUGCCCGUGCAAAUGAGGGUCCAAGUUUGUUCCAUGGAUGAGUUGCCCUGUUACACAGGGAGCAAUCAGAAUUCAAGUGAAAAUGAAGAGUGGGACAGAGAUGAAGAAUGUUCUAUGAGAGGCAAAAACCAAGAAUCAUUAAUGGGAGCAGCAACAAUUCACCGAUCUCCAAGCGAUCAAGAAUCAUCAAUGGGAGCAGCAUCAAAUCACCAAUUUCCAAGCGAUCAAGGUACUAUUCCAGAAAAGAGACUAAAACAGAUCAAUCAGAUAGAAGGAACCUGGUAUGAACGUAGUAAUUGUUUAGAAAAUAUUUGGAUGGGACAGCAGAGAAACUUCCCAAUUGGAACAUCCUCUUCAUCUGUUGCUACCAGCUCGUAUAAUAUUGUUAGUGGCAUUGAAGAUGGGCACAUGUCGAGAUUGAUAGAAGAAGUCACUACAGAGUUGGUGGAUUAUCCAGUCGAGAAGCAAUCAACAACUGCCUUAGUUGCUGACAAAGAUUCAAUCUUGAUGAAGAGUCCUAGAGUUAAUUAUGAAGUUGAGGUUAUAGAUGUUUUUACACCUUCACCUUGCUAUAUGGCCAGUUCGGGCAGAAAGAAGAGAUUACCAAAUGUAUACCCUGAAAUAAUUGAUUUAACAGAGUCUCCUAUAUGUCUUUAA
Molecule: messenger RNA, 1194 nt
Organism: Fraxinus pennsylvanica
Lineage: Eukaryota; Viridiplantae; Streptophyta; Magnoliopsida; Lamiales; Oleaceae
Source: the annotation of a GenBank genome assembly